Messenger RNA from Lobosporangium transversale, 814 nucleotides. RefSeq lists its product as hypothetical. The record is from RefSeq and is a predicted model, not a curated record. Gene Ontology annotation, molecular function: phosphotransferase activity, for other substituted phosphate groups. The coding region runs from base 42 to 767 and encodes 241 amino acids. Gene Ontology annotation, biological process: phospholipid biosynthetic process. Gene Ontology annotation, cellular component: membrane. NCBI's taxonomy places the organism in Eukaryota, Fungi, Mortierellomycota, Mortierellomycetes, Mortierellales, Mortierellaceae. The transcript has 5 exons.
CUUCUUUCAUCCUUUCCACCUUCACGUAUCGCAUAAAAAAAAUGACACAACGACCAAAGGCUACACGCCAGGAAACCUCCGAACUGGAAACACCACCAACCACUUUGAGCAAGAGACAAUUUCAACAGGUCAAAAAUCUUACGAGGGACGAUGGGCACUUCAACCUUGUUAGGAAUUUCCAUCUUGCAGAUGUGAUCACUCUCUGUAAUGGAGCAUGUGGUGUGUUCUCCAUUUUUUCGAAUUUGCGUUAUCUUAUUACCAAAGAUUCAUAUUAUCUUUGGUUCUCAAUGUGGAGUAUUGCAGCAGGCUUCACAUUUGAUAUAUUUGAUGGUCGUGUUGCUCGUUGGCGAGAGACUCACUCCAUUCUUGGCCAGGAAAUGGACUCACUUGCAGAUGUGAUUUCUUUUGGCGUGGCACCAGCUGUUUUAGCGUUUGUUUUGGGCAUGCAGAGCAUUCUGGACAAUGUGGUUUUGGCUUGUUUCGUUUGCUGUGGAAUUGCGCGCCUAGCGCGCUAUAACGCUACGAUUGCUAUUCUCCCCCAUGACCAAAGUGGGAAAGUUUCCUACUUUGAAGGGACGCCUAUCCCAACAUCUCUUGCUCUCGUUGCAAUCCUUGCAUAUCUUACGUAUACUGGGCAGAUAGGAGAACGCUUGCCAGGAGGUCUUGUUGAGAUCAUACCCGGAUUUUCCUUUCAUGCUAUCGUGAUCUUGUAUGGUAUCAGUGGCUCAUUGAUGGUCAGCAAAUCACUCAAGAUUCCCAAAAUGUGAAAAUACAAUGGAGUCCCAAUUAUUAAAAUAAAUUAAUAUAAUUUAAA